Molecule: messenger RNA, 315 nt
Organism: Heterotrigona itama
Lineage: Eukaryota; Metazoa; Arthropoda; Insecta; Hymenoptera; Apidae
Source: the annotation of a GenBank genome assembly
AUGAAGGUCCUUGUUCUUGUUUCCGUUCUUGCUACCGUCGUCUACGUCUCUGGCGCAGUUACUCCGGAUGUGAUCUACGACGAUCCAAUUUACGAAUUAAGAGAAAUUGAAGGCACUGAGAACGAAGCGGCAGUGGCAGUGGGGGAUGUUUUGUCUGAUCUGGCACCACUUCGACAUCGCAGAGCAACAUGUGACGUUGUAUUUUCAUUUCAAUCAAAACGGCUGAGCGUUAAUCAUUCUGCCUGUACUGUCAGAUGUUUGGCGCAACGCCGUAAAGGUACCUGUCGAAACGGCGUUUGCAUUUGCCAUAAAUAA